CUGCCCAUCCCCACGUCCUCCUUUCCUCCGGCCCUUUAAGAGCGGCUCCUUGGACCCCAGCGGCACAGACCCCCGCUCCAGCAGCAGUGUUACCACGGAGACCGGGCCUAGCUGGGGGAGGGGCGAACCCAGGCGCGCAGGCGUAGGAUCCAGCAGCCGGGUCGCCGCGCAACAGCUCAGAUUGGAGCGGAGGGUGAGCGCCCAGACAUGGCCAGAGCCCGACUCCCCUCCCCCCUGCCGCUCCAGGUGACAGCGAUGGCGCCCUCCCCUGCACCUGAACAUGGGCGGCGUCACCGAGGCCAUUCUCAGGGACAAAGGUCAGAGCAGCCAGGCUGGCGACAUCCCGGAAAGUGACACGUAAGCCCCCUGCGGAUUCGCCAACAGCCCGGGGAGAGGGGGCAUAAGCACCAGGCUGCUGCGUCAGGCUAGAGGCACCAUGGCCGUGAGCCUUUUGCGGGACUGGUGCCGGGGGCUGGAUGUGGACAUGCACCGGGCCCUGCUGGUCACCGGCAUCCCGGAGGGCCUGGAGCGGGCGGCCAUCGAAGCCGUCUUGCAGCCGGCCUUCCUGCCCCUGGGCACGUUCAAGCUGUGGAACGCCAGGGCCGCGAGGGACCACAAGGCCAAGGCCGCCCUGGUGGAGUUUGUGCAGGACAUAAAUCACGCGUCCGUCCCCAGGGAGAUCCCGGGCAAGGACGGGGUCUGGAGGGUUGUGUGUCAGGACCCCGCGGAGGACCCAGGAGUCCUGAGGCAGAUGAGACGCCUGGUGCUGGAUGAGAGGCCCUCGCAGGCCGCGGGGCCCGGGGCCGCCGGGGACACGCUCCUCUCUCGGGCCUGGGAGCCCCGGGCCCAGGGCUCAGAGCCGGCGGCCAGGAGGGCUGGCCCACCUCCCAGGCGGGGCCGCCGGGCUCGCAGAAACAGAGCCAGAGGCAACAGGUGGGCCCCGAAGGGCCAGAAGAGCGAGCGAGGGGGGCGGCGGCCCACGUGGGCCCGGCGGGAGUCGGGCGCCUCUUCCGAGGGCAGCCUGGGCAUCGUGCUCGAGGAGCUGGACCCCGACGACCUGAGCGCCGACGAGGCGCAGAGCGCGCUGUCCGCCACGCUGCACCAGGCCGCCCAGGAGCUCAGCAAGAAGGAGUGGGCCCUGCGGAGCGGCGCGGACGCAGGCCAGGGGCCCCGCGAGUUCUUGGCCCUGGUGACGGUGACCGACAGAGCCAAGCGGGAGCCGACGGAGAAAGGGGCGCCGGGGCCCGAGGCCGUCAGCCUCGACGGCGGCGGCGAAGGCCGGAGCCGCCGCGUCCCCGACUUAGUGGCCCUGCUUGCCGUGCGAGACGCGGGCGACGAGGAGCCGGCGCACGGCGACGCUCCCGAGAGCGAGUCGCAGCCGAACGGGGAGCCGGGAGACGAGGCGCUGGACAACCCCGAGUUUGUGGCCAUUGUGGCCUAUACGGACCCGUCGGACGCCUGGGCCCGCGACGAGCUGCUGAAGAUCGCUUCGGUGAUCGAGUCCCUGGGCUGGAGCGCCAGGAGAGACGGGACGGAUGCCCUCCGCGAGGUCCUGGGCGUCCUGUCCCAGGACACCGGGGGAGCCCGCGUGAAGGUGGAGGAGGCGGGCCGCCAGCUGGACGCCCUGGUGCUGCGGAAGGCCGCGGACGGCGGGAGCCUGCGGGAGUGCAUCUGCGCCCUGGCCGCGCCCGACCCCCCGGCCGCCGGCAAGAGGGCGCGGCGUGGCCCCCUGGCGGGCUGGGGCGACGCUGAGCACCCAGAGUUGCCCUUGGAGAAGUUAAAAUCAUGA
Molecule: messenger RNA, 1789 nt
Organism: Leptonychotes weddellii (Weddell seal)
Lineage: Eukaryota; Metazoa; Chordata; Mammalia; Carnivora; Phocidae
Source: RefSeq, a predicted model, not a curated record